AUGUACGAAACACUAAUCAAUUUUCUAUUUCAAAAUGCCGAUCAGCAAGAUCGAGCGACUCGUUUGUUGAUGUCCGGAAUCAUAGAAUAUUUAGAAGACUCGAACAACAGUGUGAUUAAUAUGGAAAAAUACGAGGAUGAGCUUGAAUGCAAUUAUCCCGGAUUGCGAGUGUGCCAUUUGAUGAUUCGAGUUCAGCCGAAAAUCCGCAAUUUUCGAGCCGUUUUCCAGCAAAUCAUUCCAUCGGUUCUGCGAAAUACGAGCCGAGUUUUUCACGAAAUCUCAUUCAUCAACAAACUUGGCGAGUUUCUUCAACCGUUUGGUUCCGAUAUUGUUUGGAAGUCGAUCGAAGUCGAUUUUGCGAACAAACUCAUCUGUUUAAGUGAACAUUUCACCAAAAAUGUUCGAUGCGUUUCUCAGACGCGAAACGAUGUGACAUCCGGCUCUCGGUCGCCAUUCGGCUCACCAACUCGAACAACAAGCAGCUUUGCGAGCAGCGGAACGCGUUCCGCUGAUGAUUCGGCAGUAUCUUCAAGCGACUAUCCAACAAGCGAUUCGAAAUACAGUACUGAUCGUUCUUAUCGUUCGAAUCAUUCGGAUCGUUCCGAUCGUUCGGAUCGUUCCGUUCGCUCAUCGCGACACCGAGUUCGUUCGAAUCCGAUCCGUCGAUUUGCGCCCCACAAAACUAGCAGUAAAAAGGUUGAAAACAUUUGUAAGGUGACAGAUAAAAUCCUUUCCAAUCAAGUCAAAGAAUUUCUUAAAAGCUAUGCUGAAGAUGAGGAAUUCGAAGCAUUUACAAUGGUUUUGGAUGACAUUCCAUUCAUUUCAAUUUCUUUGCUGAAUGCUGACAAACCUCUUCGUGAUAAAUUCUUCAAAAUGCCACCACCAACACCAAUGAAACCAUCAACUAGAUCAACUAGAAAUUCUUACAGAUCGUCGAGAUCGAAGAGCCUUGAUCGAAGUCUGAGUGAUCAAGCCUCGGAAGUUUUCGUGUGUGACACAUUCUUUCUCGGAGAUAUGUCCGUUGCUCUUCCAGCUCUGCUUAAUGAUGAUCGUGGUCUGAAAAUGUCGAAGAGUCAAACUUUGCCGGUUCAGAUCUUCUCGAUCGUUCAAUUCCGUUGUGGUAGAGUUGCUCCAAUACCACUACCUUCAGUUUAUAUACAUAUAUAA
Messenger RNA from Caenorhabditis bovis, 1167 nucleotides. NCBI's taxonomy places the organism in Eukaryota, Metazoa, Nematoda, Chromadorea, Rhabditida, Rhabditidae. The record is from the annotation of a GenBank genome assembly.